Corvus hawaiiensis (hawaiian crow) is the source of this 2715-nucleotide messenger RNA. RefSeq names its product phosphatidylinositol glycan anchor biosynthesis class U (gene PIGU). The coding region runs from base 74 to 1327 and encodes 417 amino acids. Gene Ontology annotation, biological process: attachment of GPI anchor to protein; protein localization to cell surface. Gene Ontology annotation, cellular component: membrane; GPI-anchor transamidase complex. The transcript has 11 exons. NCBI's taxonomy places the organism in Eukaryota, Metazoa, Chordata, Aves, Passeriformes, Corvidae. The record is from RefSeq and is a predicted model, not a curated record.
GGUUCAUUGGCGGCGUGCUCCCCGCCGCCGCCCGGGAACUACAGCCGGCGGCAGCGGCGGAGCGCGCGCCGGGAUGGCGGCCCCGUUGGUGUUGGUGGUGCUGGCGGCCGUGACCGUGCGCGCCGCGCUCUACCGCUCCAGCCUCGCCGUCUUCAUCGCCGAGCGGGUCGAGGUGGCGUCCCCGCUGAACGCCUGGAAGCGAGUGGUCGAAGGAUUAGCUCUGCUGGAUUUAGGGGUCUCGCCAUACUCUGGAGCUAUUUUUCAUGAGACCCCACUGAUAAUCUAUCUCUUUCACUUCCUGAUUGAAUAUGCUGAACUGGUGUUCAUGAUAACUGAUGUGCUAACUGCUGUUGCCCUUUACUUGGCAAUCCAGGACUUCAACAAAGUUGUGUUCAAAAAGCAGAAGCUCCUAAUAGAGCUGGAUAAAUAUGCCCCAGAUGUGGCUGAACUCAUCCAGACACCCAUGGAGAUGCACUACAUCCCCCUCAAGGUAGCACUAUUCUACCUGUUAAACCCCUACACUGUGAUGUCUUGUGUGGCAAAGUCCACCUGUGCCAUCAACAACUCUGUCAUUGCAUUCUUCAUUUUAGCUACAAUAAAAGGUAGUGCCUUCCUCAGUGCUGUGUUUCUGGCCUUAGCAACAUACCAGUCUCUCUACCCUCUCACACUGUUUGCUCCAGCACUGCUUUACCUUCUACAGCGUCAGUUCAUACCUAUCAAACUGAAAAGCAAAAGUUUCUGGCUCUACACCAUGCAGUAUGCAUCCCUGUACCUGUGCAGCCUCGUGGUGAUCAUCUGCCUCUCCUUCUUCCUGCUCAACUCCUGGGAUUUUAUCCCAUCUGUUUAUGGGUUUAUCCUUUCUGUUCCAGACCUGACACCCAAUAUUGGACUUUUCUGGUACUUCUUUGCAGAGAUGUUUGAACACUUCAGUCUUUUCUUUGUAUGUGUGUUUCAAAUCAAUGUGUUCUUCUACACCAUUCCCUUGGCAAUAAAGUUAAAGGAGCACCCUGUGUUCUUCAUGUUUGUCCAGCUCGCCAUCAUUUCUAUCUUCAAGUCCUAUCCCACCGUGGGAGACGUUGCACUGUACAUGGCCUUCCUGCCCGUCUGGAGCCACCUUUACAGAUAUCCUGCUCAUCUCGGAUUAUUUCUAUGCCUUCCUUCGGCGGGAAUACUACCUCACUCACGGACUCCACUUGACAAGGCAGGAUGGGACAGAGGCCAUGCUGGUUUUGAAAUAAGGACUGUACCACCAUUUCCUGGGACAUGGGCCACUCUGAGGAACGUGCAAAGCUUGGGGUACAUGGGGUGGGUGGGGAAGGUUCCCUGAAUGAGGUCUGACUUUGGGAAUGAUACCUACUGAAAGAAAGGGCUGAGGUUCUGGGAAUAUCCCCCUGAGCUGCAGGCUCAGCACAGAGACUGUCAGAGCUGCAGUGCCUCCCCCCUCAGCUGUGCUUUUCACUUUGACCUCAGCCAUCAGCUCUUGGCAGUCCAGCAGGAACAAGAGUGUCUGAGCUAAACCCAGGGCUGGAGCUCAGACCAUGAACUGUUUUCCACCACUGCAUCUUGGGGAUGUUUGCUUCUCCUGGGAUCUUCCCCUUCACUGCUUUGACCAGUAACACUGCUUGGCACGAGGCAAUCUCUGGGUACCUGGUGCCCCAGCCCUGGCUGCAGAUUCCAUUUCUUGGUGGUUCUGCUGUUAAGGGAUUUGGAAGAAUCCCAUGUGCUCGGCUGGGAGUGACCUGGGUCCCACUCCCACUCCAGUGGGUGCUGUGAAAGAGUUGGGUGACCAAGGAUGAUGACCUUAGAGGACUGCUGGAGCUGCUGCCACAUGUGGUGACCUCAGCACUCAAACACAAGUAAGAACCAGAACUGGGAUGGGAUCAGGAGCAGGGUGGGUACCAGGUAACUGCUCUGUCCCAUUGGAGCAACACAGCUAUGCCAGGAGCUGCACAGAGGCAUUGCAGGUCUCAGAAGGAAUACUGCUGAGGAGAUGGACUCCCACUGCUCCCAGUUUCUGUUGGGUGACAAAGCCUGGCAGUGCUGGGCUCACGCUGUGCUGCUGUGAUCACUUGGGGCAGCAGCCGGGACCAGGAGGUGUCACAAUCUCCCUGUAAGGCCUCAGACCAAAUCCAGGAGGAGCCUCAGCCACUGCUGUUACGGAGUUGUUCCACAGCUGCUUAUCACUACUGGAUGUGCACUUGUCUGUCACCCCUGAGCCGCUCAGUGCUGGGCUCGUGGCUGUGCACAGGCGCUCCCUUAAAUCAGCUCGCCUGCUCCCCCCCACUCCUCUGUGUGCUCAGGCCUGCUCACCUUGGAGCUGCUGCUGCUCCCCCCUGAAUGUGACACUCUGGGGUGAAGCCACCCGCUCUGCUGGCUGCGUGGUGGCACUGAGACACGGUGACCACAGCGUGACAGCCGCCUCCAGCAUCACCACUGCUCCCAAGGGACAGCCAAAGGGUUGGGAGCGUGACAUGGAAACCAAAUUGCGCCUGGUACCGAGCAGCCGAGAGCUGGAUGUGCCCAGGCAGGUGUGUAAGCAGAUCUUUCUUUGCGGACAAUUCAAACGUUUGCCUUACUGCACCGCUGUCAGCGCUUUGCGGGUGGAGGCGCGCCCAGCCCAGCCCAGCCCAGGCCAGCCCCGGCCCGGGGCAGCCCCGCGGGGCCCAGGGGCCGGCGGGGCAGGCCAGGAGCAUAAUAAACUGUGCAAGUUUUGGA